AUGACCUUCACCACAGACACUUCAAUUUCCUCUUUUGGAGGCAAAUUGCUCAAAUUAUCGCAUGAUUCCCCAGUAACGGGUACCAAAAUGGUAGUUAAUAUCUACUUGCCUCAUCAGUACUUUGACGAUGAGACUACUAAGCUACCCGUUCUAAUGUAUCUCUCGGGACUAACUUGUACUCCUGACAACGCUUCCGAAAAAGCUUUUUUCCAACCUUAUGCCAAUCAGUAUGGAUUUGCAGUUGUCUUUCCUGAUACGUCUCCCAGAGGUGCAAACAUUGAAGGAGAAGACGAUAGCUGGGACUUUGGUACCGGUGCAGGCUUCUAUCUUGAUGCUACUCAGAAACCUUGGAACAAGAACUACAAAAUGUAUUCAUAUAUUAUGAAAGACCUUAUUCCUCAAAUAGCCAGCUCUUAUGAUACGCUAGACACCCACAAAAUGUCGAUCUGUGGUCAUUCCAUGGGAGGAUACGGUGCCUUGAUGUUCUAUCUUAGAAACCCUGACGUGUUCCAAUCAUGUUCUGCCUUUGCUCCAAUAACCAAUCCGAGUGAGUGUCAGUGGGGUAAGAAGAGUUUUUCGAACUACUUGGGUGAUGAUAAGACCCUUUGGGCUGAAUAUGACCCUUGUGACUUGGUGAAGAAGUUUACUGGAGAUAAGAGGCCCAUUCUUAUCCAUCAAGGAACAGCCGAUGCAUUCUAUGCUAAGGAUCAUCAAUUACAACCUGAAAAAUUGGUCAAUGCCUCCACUCAGUCUCCUUUAAAUGGUAUGAUUGACCUCCAUUUGGUCGACGGCUACGACCAUUCCUAUUAUUUUAUAUCUUCUUUCGUCAAGGAGCAUUGCCAAUUCCACGCAAAAUACUUGGGAUUGAACUAG
Messenger RNA from Brettanomyces nanus, 873 nucleotides. RefSeq lists its product as uncharacterized. The transcript has a single exon. Gene Ontology annotation, cellular component: cytosol. Gene Ontology annotation, biological process: formaldehyde catabolic process. The coding region runs from base 1 to 873 and encodes 290 amino acids. Gene Ontology annotation, molecular function: S-formylglutathione hydrolase activity. The record is from RefSeq and is a predicted model, not a curated record. NCBI's taxonomy places the organism in Eukaryota, Fungi, Ascomycota, Pichiomycetes, Pichiales, Pichiaceae.